Molecule: messenger RNA, 2510 nt
Organism: Rosa rugosa (rugosa rose)
Lineage: Eukaryota; Viridiplantae; Streptophyta; Magnoliopsida; Rosales; Rosaceae
Exons: 5
Coding region: 1-1146 (381 amino acids)
Source: RefSeq, a predicted model, not a curated record
AUGCCCUACUGCGAUCUAGUACUUAAUAGGAGAUUCCCCGCUCCUCUUGAAAAUGGGUUCCUUCCUGGGACACCUGAUUAUAGCGAUCGCGCGCGCAUGGCCUUUCGCCGCGCGAUCUCUUGUUCAGACAUUAGGCUCGCUGUUGACGAACUCACCUAUGAGCUUUAUGCUCCCAACCAUUUUGCUCGCCAGUUUGGUCUUAUCCAAUUGGGGCGCGCACCGCCUUCAAGCAAUCGCGCCGCGGGUUUUCCUCCGGCCACUGGUCCGGCCGCUAAACAGAAAGCAAAGCUGAGCAAGCCUGAAGUAGAGGACUCUUUCUCUGAUGAUGAUGAUCCUCAAACUAUUGCUGCUGCUUUAGCACGCAAACGAAGUCGCGCUGAAUUCCGGACCGAUCUUUGGGCAACAGAUGAACCAGUCGCUGAUCGACUGGUUCGUCGUAGGUUUUCGAGGCAAGUUGGGGAAGGCUCCUCUGCUGCCGGCGAGGGUGUAUCUGGCACGCCAGCCCAAGAAACCAAUGGUGACUCUCCCUCUGCAAUCAAUGUUGCAAGCAACAUGCAGUUGGGUGUAGUUCCGGCGCAAGUCAUAGAUGACAGCUCACCUGAGUUUGAAGAAAGGCUGCCGCUUCUCCAUACUCCCCGCGAGCAACCAAUUCUCCUUCUGGAAUCAGCAGUGCCCGACUCGGGUCCAACCUCUGGUGAGACUGCCCCAAUACCAACAGUAGAUUCCCGCGAGCUACCAGUUGAAGAGGAUCCUAAUGUAGAAGUGGUAGUCGGAGAAAUAGCGGAUGAGGCUCCUGCUGAACCUGUUCCCAAUGUGGUUGGUGAAGAACCUGCUCCUCAUGCCCCCCUAGUCAUCGAAGUCGAAGAAAUAGGAGCACUUCCUGAACCAGUGCCGGAAGCAAUACCUGUCGCGGAGCCUCUUGAGGCCCCUAUCGCUGAGCAACCUACUCCGUCCACCUUAGAACGGUUAGCUCGCGUGCUUGAAGUGACCCCACCUGGGGUUGUAGACGAUGCCAGAGAAGGUCUUCGUCGUCUCUUGGGCCCUGAUAUUCUAACCCCUGGUGCGCCUACGAGAGUUUUGGAGUACCUGAGAGUGCUUCUCCGCGAGGGUGCUAUCUCUGAAGAUCAAUUUCAAGAGGUUGAUUAGCUGCUACAGCAACUCCCGCAAGGGCUCAAUGAGAGGGCGGUCGCGAGCGCUCAAGCCAGGCAGACCGAAACACACUACCAGACCCUUACUCGUCAAACGGACACUGCGCGUGAUUUCUUGGGUGACCAAGCUGACCUCAUCAGGGAUUUGACGCUCGAGAGGAACCAUCUGAGGUCCCAGAUUCAGGCCCUUCAGGCCCGGUUGACUGAUGUCACUGCUUGGCCCGCCCAUGCGGAGCCUCAAUUAGAACAACCCCUUGCUGCCUUCGAGAUGCUGUCCCAAGAACUGGCCGAAGCUCGAGUAGCUGCCCAACAAUCCGCACAAGCCGCCGCGGAUGCUAGUUUUCGCCUGGACGAGCUUUUCCUUCGCUUGACCCAUGCAGGUCGAAGACUCCUGGGCCUCUAGUAUUCCAGUAUCAGGCCCAUAUUUGUACGAACAAUAUAAUUAUUAAUAAUUUAAAUAUUUAGCCCACAUUGCUUGGCCCAAAUACAAGUUCAAAUUUUUCAGGCAGUUUAGCAUUUAACUUGCCUUUAUUGCUUUUGAAAUUGUUUGAAAAGAUAAUCUCGAAACAAAGCGGUUACCUCCUUGAAAAUUGCCCCGCUUCCCACGCGUUUUCAAUUAUCUUCAUUUCCGAGAUCCUUGCAUUCAAUUCCAACGAUACUCUUAUUGAUGGCGUUGAAAAAUCCUCCAACUGCCCAUCGCGUGGUUGAGGCCACUGAAGUUGGUCCUAUAAAUACCUGUACUUUGGAGAAUCAACACUCAAGCAAAUAUGGCUUCCCCAUUAAUAGUCUCACAGACCCUACUUCUCUUCCUUUUGUUUCUGAAAUCCUCUCCUCACGAUCUCAGCCUCAACCCCAACUCCUUAGGUUUUAUGGCUUAAUCUCAAUGCCUGGGUAGGUCUUAUGGCCUAAUCUCAGGUCCAUCCGCAUGUCUUUGGUCUCUGGAAAUCCGAAUGGGAUUCCCCGGUUUCCAUUAGGCUGAAGAACACGCGGCGCUCCUAACGCGGCGAAACCAGAUUCUGAGGGAUCCCUCUUCUCAGAUUUCUCGCGUGGAGCAGGCAGAAGAAGGGCGGAAGACCACUUGAGGCCAGCUGUUCUUCUUCCGCAGCCUACCUCCGGGAACAGACUGUCAGACUUCUGUCAUUCCCCUGGAGGUAGAUGUGGUUGUGAGUCGCUUUCUCUUGGAAGACCUUCUCCAUCCCGGACGGUAAGCCACUAGAAGGUUUGGGAUGGAUUAUUUCCUUCCUUCUGCCUCCGGUACAAAUGAGAGCAGCUGCGACUCACACCAAAGGAGGGAUGUGGGUGAAGAGAGGGAGAGUAUCCAUGACCAAAGCUCAGUCACCCCCUUUGUCACCACAAGAUCCA